Molecule: messenger RNA, 2124 nt
Organism: Gadus morhua (Atlantic cod)
Lineage: Eukaryota; Metazoa; Chordata; Actinopteri; Gadiformes; Gadidae
Product: C-C chemokine receptor type 3
Exons: 2
Coding region: 124-1254 (376 amino acids)
Biological process (GO): calcium-mediated signaling; G protein-coupled receptor signaling pathway; cell chemotaxis
Cellular component (GO): membrane; external side of plasma membrane
Molecular function (GO): C-C chemokine binding; C-C chemokine receptor activity
Source: RefSeq, a predicted model, not a curated record
GGAGGAUAUCUCAGUUCCUCUUAAGGCCUUCCCCUUAACCCUCAUGUCUAUGCUAAACACCCACAGCUCUUCACUCAUCCACUCCCCCACAUACGGAAAUCAACAUUGGUUUAAGCAAUAACCAUGGAGGAUGAGCAGCAUGACCAUUCCUUGGAUCUGUUUAGCAUCAGCGACAACACCAGCUAUCCAUCGUACGUCUUGGAUAUGGCUAACAAUAGUGAGAACACAAGCGUUCCAGAUUACGUGGAUGAAACGCCCGUCGAACUCUGCUCUGCAUCAAAUGUCAACCAAUUGGGCUCGGCCAUCAUUCCUUAUUUCUACUACAUCAACUUCCUCCUGAGUUACUUGGGCAACUGGCUUGUUUUGUUCAUCAUCGUCAAGCUUGAGAAGGUCAACAGCGUCACUAACAUCUUCCUCAUCAAUCUGGUCACCUCCAACAUCCUGUUUGCAUCCAGCUUCCCCUUCCUGGCCAAAUACCAUUCCUCCGAGUGGAUCUUCGGCACGGUGCUUUGCAAGUUGGUCAGCAGUGCCCAUCUGAUUGGUUUCUACAGUUCCAUCCUCUUCCUCACCCUGAUGACCUUUGACCGCUACCUGGCCGUGGUGCACGCGGUGUCCGCUGCCAAGAGCAGGAGGAGGGCGUACGCCAUCGGGGCGUCGUUGAUCGUUUGGUUCAUCAGUGUGCUGGCCAGUCUAAAUGAGCUGGUGUUCAAAGGCGUGCGGAAGCACAGCGAGCACGGCCUGAUGUGUGAGGAGACAGGAUACGAUGCCGACGUCGUCGAACAGUGGAAUCUGGUCAGCUACUACAUGCAGUUCCUCCUCUUCUUCCUGCUGCCCCUCUUCAUGGCGAUGUACUGCUACACCUGCAUCACCGUGCGGAUCAUGUCCACUCGCAUGAGGGAGAAAUGGCGCUCGGUGAAGCUGAUAUUCAUCAUCAUGUUCACCUUCUUCGUAUGCUGGACUCCCUAUAACAUCGUGAUCCUGCUGAAGGCCAUUCAGAUCUCCACAGCCGACGAUGCAAACCGGAAGUGCGAUCAGGUUGAGGCGUUGAACUAUGCGUUGUACGUGACCAGAGACAUAGCGUUCUUGUAUUGUUGCAUCAGCCCCAUGUUCUACUCCUUUGUGGGUAAGCGGUUUCAGAGUAACUUCAGGAAUCUGUUGUCGAAGAACAUGCCUUGUCUGGCACGUCAACUCAGACCCGCUAGUCUGAGCAGCAAGUCCACCGCACAAAGGACAUCCCACACAAACGACUUUUAACGCUUGGGAGACAAUGUACUUUGUUUGAAAUUGGAUAAUUGGAUGGGAAAAUGGAUAAUUAAAUUUGAUGAUGUUUAUUGUUUUGUCAGUUUUACGUUUAAAUGUAGUCAUUUAGCAUAUACCUUGUAGAUGAAUAUCUAAUAAUUAAUUGCAAUUAUGUAGCACUCUUUUUUAAGACACUCAAAGUGCUUUAAUCAGUUAGUUAGUUUAUUAGUGGUCCCCUUAGGGAAAUUAUUUUUCACACUUUCCUUCCGUCAUUUCCCAAAUAGUGAGUUUGUGGUUGAGAAUAACACCUCAUAUUAACGAGGCUGAGAACAAUCUAAGUUUGUAUUGAUUUUAGAGAAGUUACAUUUAGGAGGAUGAAGAGUCGCAAGAGGAAGUGUAAAAUAACGGAGUUGUACUGCCAAGGCCGUGAACUAGCUUUGUCAUGACAACAUUAGCAAUUUUUUCCAGUUUUGUGUGAAAUCUAAUUCUAAAGAGAGAAUAUGAUAGAAUUUGAAUUUAGAAUUUCUGCAUUUUAACUGUUAUGUUGUAAAACCAUUUUGUGUUGCGUAAGCGUUGUUGUAUUUCUACUGUUAUUUCAUUUUAGUUGUAAGGAAAUUAUUUUUCACAGUUUCCCUCCGUCAUUUCUCAAAUAGUGAGUUUGUGGUUGAGAAUAACAGCUCAUAUUAACGAGGCUGAGAACAAUCUAAGUUUGUAUUGAAUUUAGAAUAGCUACAUUUAGGUUCUCGAAGGAUGAAAAAUCGCAAGAGGAAGUGUAAAAUAACGGAGUUGUUCGGCCGUCAACUAGCUUUGUCAUGACAACAUUGCCAAUUUGAACCACUUUUGCUUGAAAUAUAAUUAUAAAGAGAGAAUAUAGUAUAUAUUGAA